AUGUGUGGAUAUAAAAUUCAUAUAGGAAAUAAAGCAUGUCCAGAACAUGAUAAUAUGGACAGAAUACCACAAUAUCUUAGAUGGUUUAGAGAAUGGGGAACAUAUGUUUGCAUCGAAUAUAAAAAUAAGUUUGAGAAUGUAAUAAAAUUAUGUAAUAUCCAACAAAUUACAAACCAGGAUGAUUCACAACUAUUAGAAUUAUCAAAUGAUGAUAAAUGUAAAGAUGCAUUAAAGCAUUAUGAAGAAUGGAUUAAUAGAAGGAGACCUGAAUGGAAAGGUCAAUGUGAUAAAUUUGAAAAA
This is a messenger RNA of Plasmodium reichenowi, 300 nucleotides long. Its product is annotated as duffy binding-like merozoite surface protein. The annotation marks the transcript as partial. The transcript has a single exon. The record is from RefSeq and is a predicted model, not a curated record. NCBI's taxonomy places the organism in Eukaryota, Apicomplexa, Aconoidasida, Haemosporida, Plasmodiidae.